This is a messenger RNA of Juglans microcarpa x Juglans regia, 1970 nucleotides long. RefSeq names its product aspartyl protease family protein 1-like. The record is from RefSeq and is a predicted model, not a curated record. NCBI's taxonomy places the organism in Eukaryota, Viridiplantae, Streptophyta, Magnoliopsida, Fagales, Juglandaceae. Bases 240 to 1799 code for a protein of 519 amino acids. The transcript has 10 exons. Gene Ontology annotation, biological process: proteolysis. Gene Ontology annotation, molecular function: aspartic-type endopeptidase activity.
GAAUGCGAGUCCACAAAAAGUGGGAUCCUUCUUUCUCACUCAGCGACAGAACGAGUUUUUACUCUUGGAGUGCCAACCCGCUUCCCCAAUCCACCCCGUACGGUCUACGCCUCUAGCUAGUUGUUUCCCAGUUUUCCAGUCUAUAAUAAAUAUCUUCACUUUGGCGGCUCCUCUUUAUUCUACAUAUGUAUGUCUAGGUUCGCUUUUCCAGCAGUAGCAGCAGCAUCGACUUCUAAAGCAUGGCUUGGCCUCCCUUUACUUCUUGUUGUUCAUGCUUGCUAUUCGUUUUCUUUUUCGGUUUGGGUUCCCGGAUCUGUUAUGGCUUCAGGUUCGGCUUCGACAUCCACCACCGCUUCUCCGAUCCCGUUAAGGGAUUUCUCGGCCUCGAUGACCUCCCCGAGAAGGGAAGCUUAGACUACUACGUUGUCAUGGCCUACCGUGACCGCUUAAUUCGCGCCCGUCACCUCGCCGCCAGCUACGGCCAGUCCUCGCUACUCACUUUCGCCAAUGGAAACGACACUUUCUUUACCGGCUCUUUGGGAUUUUUGCAUUAUGCCAAUGUUUCUGUGGGGACACCAAGUUUAUCCUUUUUGGUGGCAUUAGACACAGGCAGUAAUUUGUUCUGGCUACCAUGCGAUUGUAAGAAAGGUGGCUGCGUUACUGGCUUGCAGACAUCAUCUGGAAAGGAAAUAAAAUUCAACAUCUACAGCCCUAAUAAUUCAUCAACAAGUGAAAAAUUAUCCAGCGACAGCACCCUGUGCAGACCAAGUGAUCAAUGCUCUUCAGCAAGAAGUAAUUGUUGUUAUAAAAUUGUGUAUCUUUCUAGCAAUACUUCAUCUACUGGGAUCUUGGUAGAGGAUGUUUUGCGCUUAGUUACAGAUGAUGACCAAUCAAAAGCUGUUGACGCUCGGAUUACAUUUGGUUGUGGUCAAAUUCAGACAGGUACUUUUUUGAUGGGUGCAGCACCAAACGGUCUGUUUGGGCUUGGCAUGCAAGAUAUAUCCGUACCUAGCAUCUUAGCAAAAAAUAGGCUAGCAUCAAAUUCCUUUGCGUUGUGUUUUGGACUUGAUGGGGUUGGGAGAAUCAAUUUUGGAUUUAAUGGCAGCUCAGACCAAAGUGAAACACCAUUCAAUGUUCGGCAAUCACAUCCAUCUUAUAACAUCAGCAUCACUCGAAUAACUGUGGGAAGCAAUUCUUCUGAGCUGGAGUUCAGUGCCAUCUUUGACUCUGGCACAGCUUUCACACACCUAAGCGACCCGGCUUAUACUUUUAUUUCCGAGAGUUUCAAUUCCAAGGUCGAAGAAAAGCGGAAUUCACCUGAUUCGGUGAUCCCCUUUGAAUACUGUUAUGAAUUACGUGCAAACCAAAGCACCUUUAAAAUCCCUAGUAUGAAUCUGACAAUGAAAGGCGGAGACGACUAUUUUCUCAAACAUCCAACUGCAUUGAUCCCAACUCCGGAGGGUGGAUAUUUGUAUUGUCUGGCUCUUCUCAAAAGUGAAGAUAUAAACAUCAUAGGACAAAACUUCAUGAGUGGUUAUCAUAUAGUUUUUGAUCGUGAGAAGAUGAUAUUAGGUUGGAAGGACUCAAACUGUUACAAUGAUGAGAGUUCUAACACUCUACCCAUCAGCCCAUCACCAUCUUCUGCGGUUUCCCCUGUUCGUCCUGCUAUCCCAGUAACCACAGAAGGCAAUGCAAACAAUUCUCAUAUGCCUGCUGCAGCACCAUCCAGUUAUUCAUCCAAGUUGAAGUCUUUUACUUACACAGUCACAAUUCUUCUUUCUUUUUUUGCUAUUGUUUGAUCAUUCUUCUUCUUUUGUGAGGCUCUCCCAACCCCUGUACUAUAUAAAUAUAUACAUAUACUGAUAUUCAUUAUAUUUCUUGGAAGCAUUGUUUUUAUUUUUUAUUUUUUGUCACACUAUAGGCUAUAUAAGAAUCGGAAGGCCAGUUGGCCUCCUUAGUGUUCGGUAGCA